AUGGACUCCUGGGUACGACCAAUCCGGUCGUUUUUGUUGCCUACCAGCCGCCGAGGUGGCCGAACGCGAAGAAGCGGGCGCCUUCACGCAGCGAGAGAAGCGAGGCUUCGCGUGGGACCGAGGUACCCGGGACGAAACCUCCACUCAGCCCCCAACCUGCCGGAUGUACAAGCCCUUUGCGGACCACAACAAGCCUAUCGCGCUGGAGUCAACGAAGCCACGUCGCCCUCAGCCGGCAUACAAACCGAGUCAGCGCGCUUGGGCCAAGCCCGUUUCGGAAACGCCGGUGCCCCGUGGCGGGCCAGGGUUUGA
Messenger RNA from Ectocarpus siliculosus, 312 nucleotides. The record is from the annotation of a GenBank genome assembly. NCBI's taxonomy places the organism in Eukaryota, Phaeophyceae, Ectocarpales, Ectocarpaceae.